Molecule: messenger RNA, 438 nt
Organism: Staurois parvus
Lineage: Eukaryota; Metazoa; Chordata; Amphibia; Anura; Ranidae
Source: the annotation of a GenBank genome assembly
AUGGACCCAGGAAUGAUGCCGCUGCCAGACACUGCGUCUGGAUUAGAGUGGUCUAGUCUCGUCAGCGCCGCCAAGGCCUUUGAGGUGCAGAGAGCGGCCUCACUAUUCUCCCUGAAUGAAGUUGCCCUGAGUCCGGUCCAGAGCGGAGGCACUGCACACCUCAGCUUGGAGAGGCAGCACACACCACGCAGCACCCCCACCUCCAGUGAUGAAGUGGCUCCAGACCUCACCGGGAAAGUUAUGCAACUGGAAGUCAUGCUGAAACAACUUCACACUGACCUGCAGAAGGAAAAGCUGGACAAAGAGGCUCUGCAGAUGGAGGUGGCCAAUCUCCGAGAGAAUAACCAGCGGCUUCAGGCGGAAUCACACUCAGCCAGUGAGCAGCUUAGGAAAUUUGCCAAAAUUAUUACUGGUACAGUGGAGAAAAAGGAUCAUUAA